This is a messenger RNA of Rhinocladiella mackenziei CBS 650.93, 507 nucleotides long. RefSeq lists its product as uncharacterized. The record is from RefSeq and is a predicted model, not a curated record. Bases 1 to 507 code for a protein of 168 amino acids. The transcript has 2 exons. NCBI's taxonomy places the organism in Eukaryota, Fungi, Ascomycota, Eurotiomycetes, Chaetothyriales, Herpotrichiellaceae.
AUGAAUGACGGUUCGAGAGGGUGCUCGGCAUUCGCUCUGAAAAUCACCAAUGUCAGGCCAGAACUCGCCCUUCACAAGAACAAAGUUGACCUAACCCUGGAUGCUGCGAUCAUGGUUCAGACAAAUAGGCCGAAUCAGACAGCAUCAUGCGUUUAUGCUAGAACAAAGUCGGUGAAGGAUUUUGCUUGCACUCAAUUCAUGAAGGACUACAGAAACUAUUACUUCCGACAAGACGUCCCAGCAUCGCCGAGCACACUACCCCGAGACCUCGACAGAAUUCGGCCAGAGGCAAACUUAUGGGGUAUUGGCGCAAUCAUGUGGAGCCUAACGACUCCAGAAGAAGUUGAGAUCCUUAGACAGAGAGUGAAUGACAUUCUACCUGGGACUCGUCCAGCGUAUCGUACUUUCAACGGCCACGAUGUCAUUGAGCGAGCCCUUGCCAAGUCAAAGAUCGUUAUAGCCCUGAGCCCGACAAUCUUACCCGACUAUGCACGAGAUCGGAACUAG